Messenger RNA from Erigeron canadensis, 3552 nucleotides. Its product is annotated as putative receptor-like protein kinase At3g47110. The record is from RefSeq and is a predicted model, not a curated record. The coding region runs from base 1 to 3453 and encodes 1150 amino acids. Gene Ontology annotation, molecular function: protein binding; ATP binding; protein kinase activity. Lineage: Eukaryota; Viridiplantae; Streptophyta; Magnoliopsida; Asterales; Asteraceae. Gene Ontology annotation, biological process: protein phosphorylation. The transcript has 5 exons.
AUGAGUUGCAAUGGAUGUAGGGUUCUACGCAAAGGAUGCGACGAGGAUUGCACCCUUCGGCCAUGUCUAGUUUGGAUCACAUCUCCUGAAUCACAAGCCAAUGCCACCCUCUUUCUUGCCAAGUUUUAUGGUCGUGCCGGCCUACUUAAUCUAAUCAAUGCCGGCCCUCAUCACCUUCGUCCCGAUAUAUUUAGAUCAUUAUUGCACGAGGCUUGUGGUAGGGUCAUUAACCCAACAUAUGGUUCGCUCGGAUUGAUAUGGUCCGGUAACUGGGAGCAAUGUCAAGCCGCGGUCGAGUCAGUUCUCCAAGGCUCUACAAUCAUGCGACUUAAUACUAAUAACAAUAACCAUGAUUAUGUUGCAUCUCAAAAUUCCGUUAUGCCACUUGAGGGUUGUGACAUACGCCAUCUCUCCAAGGAUCCUAGAGAUGAGGACCACCGCGAGAAGAUGCGUAAGAGGUUCAAAAGGCCACGUGGGGGUUCUAGCUCCACCUGUGGUGGUGGUGAGACGGAUGCGAACCGAGCUCAUAGUCAUGACUCCUUGUCUGCUGAGACUGUGGAGGCUAGUUUAUUGGACCAGGUUGAUCAAAAGAAGAGUGACUGUGAUCCAAAUGGAGCUCUAAUCUCAUGGAACUCAUCCUCCCAUUUCUGUAAUUGGAGUGGUGUUUCAUGUGGGAAGCACCAUAGAAGAGUGACUGUGAUACAAAUAGAGUCAGGAGGCCUGCAAGGCUCAUUGUCUCCUCACGUAGGAAAUCUGAGCUUCCUUCGGGUGUUGUCGCUUUCGAACAACAGCUUUCAUGGAACCAUCCCUCAUGAGCUUGGUCAGCUUUCAAGACUACGUAUUCUUUAUUUGUACGAAAACAAAUUCAGCGGAGUCAUUCCUACUAACUUGUCUCGUUGUUUUAACCUUGAAGCGCUUUCGCUUGGUGGUAAUAAGCUAGUUGGAAUCAUAUCUAUGGAGAUCAGUUUCCUCUCCAAUCUUAUUUUACUUUCAGUGAAUGAUAAUAACUUAACUGGAGGAAUUUCACCUUUCUUGGGGAAUCUUACAUCGUUAGAAGUAUUCUCUAUUCCAGGCAAUCCAUUGGGUGGGAGCAUUCCAGACACCUUAAGUUGCUUGAAAAGCUUAAGCUUAUUUUACGCCAGUGAAUGUAACUUACAUGGAACCAUUCCUCGCUCCAUUUAUAACCUCUCGCUCCUAACAAGAAUUUCUUUGUCAGUGAAUCGACUUACGGGUAAUCUUCCUCUAAAAAUUGGGUCAAUGCUCCCAAAUCUUCAAGGUAUUCAAUUACGAGACAAUCAAUUUUCCGGUCUUCUUCCCCCGUCAAUGUCUAAUUGUUCUAAAUUAGAAUAUCUUGAAACAAGUUACAACAAUUUUAGUGGGAAGUUGACGAUUGACUUUGCAAAUCUAAAAGAUAUUUCUUAUAUAUCUUUGCAAAAUAACAACUUCAAUGGAGGUGGAGAUCCAAAUGAAAUGAAGAUUAUUGAUUCUUUGGGAAACUGCAGCAAAUUAGAAGAAUUGGCCCUUGGUAGUUGCAACUUUCAAGGAGUAGUCCCAGCAUCAAUCGGUAAUCUUUCUAAUCAACUCAGUCGUCUGUCUUUAGAAAGAAAUCAAUUAUAUGGAAGCCUCCCUUCAAGUAUAGGUAAUCUAGUUGGCUUGACCGCUUUAGGUUUAUCCACAAACCGAUUCACAGGAAAAAUCCCUUCUACCAUCGGCAUGCUUCGAAAGCUACAAGGGGCUUAUCUAGAUGAAAAUCAAUUUACAGGGCCAAUUCCAUCUGCAAUAGGGAACUUAUCAAUAUUGAAUUUGAUUUACUUAAGUUCCAACAUAUUGGAAGGGGAUAUCCCACCAACUAUAGGGAAUUGUUAUCAGCUCCAGGGGUUGGCCCUUCAGAACAAUAAACUAAAUGGCAAAAUACCUAAACAACUGUUUCAACUUACUUCCCUAUUCUUCCUAUAUCUUUCAUAUAAUAAUCUUUCUGGUUCACUUCCAACUGAGGUUCAAAAUCUCAAGUCUUUGAAUGAUCUGAUUAUAUCUUAUAAUCACAUAUCGGGUAGCAUUCCGAGUAGCUUAGGAGGUUGUACUAGCCUUUCCUACUUAUACAUCAAUGACAACUUUUUUGAAGGAAUCGUACCACCGUCAUUAAGUUCCAUAAAAGGAGUGGAAAGAAUCGAUCUUUCUCAUAACAUUUUAUCAGGCCAAAUUCCUCAGUUUUUAGAACGGUUCUCCUUAGAAUAUUUGAACCUAUCCUUUAACAACUUUGAGGGAGAAGUACCGGUGAAAGGAGUGUUUGCCAAUGCAAGUGCAUUCUCAAUUUGGGGAAACAAUAGGCUUUGUGGUGGGUUGGUUGAGUUAAGAUUACCCAAAUGCAAGAUGGCAAAGAAACAUCACAAAAGAUUCCCAUUGUUCAUUAUACUCAUUUUAGUUUCUUGUACGCUAUUUUCCAUAUUAUUUUUUGUUGGUGCUUGGUUUAAAAAGAAAAAUAAUGACGAACCGUCUCAAUCAUCCACAAAUGAAAGGUUCUUAAAAGUUUCGUACAAUCAACUCCUCAAGGCUACCGAUGGCUUCGCUGAGGCAAACUUGAUUGGCCAAGGUAGCUCAAGCUCUGUUUAUAAAGGGACCCUUGAUUACGACGACACAUUAGUUGCAGUAAACGUUCUAAAUCUUCAAAUUCGGGGAGCUCACAAACGCUUUAUAGCAGAGUGUGAAACAUGGCGAAGUAUUCGACACCGAAAUUUGUUGAAGAUAAUAACUUCAUGUUCUAGUGUUGACUUUAAAGGCAACGAUUUCAAAGCUUUGGUUUACGAGUUCAUGCCAAAUGGGAGCUUACAUGAUUGGUUGCAUUCAAAUGCAAAUAUAUCUAAAUUAGACCUAUUUCAAAGAAUUAAUAUUCUCAUCGAUGUGGCAUCUGCACUUGAUUAUCUUCAUAACCAGUGUUUACCUACCGUUGUUCAUGGAGACAUUAAGCCUAACAAUAUUCUACUUGAUAAUGAUAUGAUGGCGCAUGUUGGAGACUUUGGUUUGGCUAAACUGUUUGGAACAAAUUCAAACCAAAGCAGCUCAACUGGGGUUAAAGGAACAAUUGGAUAUGCACCUCCUGAGUAUGGUUUGGGGAGUAAGAUGACAAGUAGUGGGGAUGUCUACAGCUUUGGAAUAUUAUUACUAGAAGUUAUGACGAGGAAAAAGCCGAUAGAUGACAUAUUUAACGAAGACCUUAGUCUUCAUAAGUUUGCUCAUGUGGCCUUGCUAGACCAAGUAAUGGAAGUUAUUGAUGGUGAUAUUGUUUCCAUGCAAAGUACCGAAGCGAAUGCACCAAAACUAGAAGAAUGUUUGGCUUCAACUAUCAAGAUUGGAGUAUCAUGCUCCGUAGAUUCCCCAUUACAACGUAUGAAUGUCAACAAUGUUGUCCAUGAAUUGUUGCAUGUUCGGCAUUCCCUUCAAAAUCUUGAGGUCUAAUUAAUACCAGCCUUCAAAGUAGCUGUAAUAAGGAGCGACCUAUGUUAUGGUUAAAUAUGUGUUACUUUUUUUAUUUGUGUAAAGACAUGUGGUUUAACU